Messenger RNA from Cajanus cajan (pigeon pea), 548 nucleotides. The record is from RefSeq and is a predicted model, not a curated record. NCBI's taxonomy places the organism in Eukaryota, Viridiplantae, Streptophyta, Magnoliopsida, Fabales, Fabaceae.
CACACUCCCAAUACCAAUAUACCAAUAGCAAUACCAUGGGUAUUCAUACACAAGCCCAAUCCGGCUUCAACCUCGUUGGGUUCAACAACUUCGUCCGAACCAACCCUAAAUCGGACCGUUUUCAGGUGAACCGUUUCCACCACAUCGAGUUCUGGUGCACCGACGCCACCAACGCCGCCUCCCGCUUCUCCUGGGGCCUCGGAAUGCCCAUUAUAGCUAAAUCCGAUCUCUCCACCGGAAACCAAGUCCACGCCUCUUACCUCCUCCGCUCCGGCGACCUCUCCUUCCUCUUCUCCGCUCCUUACUCUCCCUCUCUCUAUGCCCACGCCUCCACCGCCGCCAUUCCCACCUUCGACGCCGCCGCCUGCCUCGCCUUCGCCGCCAACCACGGCCUCGGGGUCCGCGCCAUCGCUCUCGAGGUCGCCGACGCGGAAGCCGCCUUCAGCGCCAGCGUCGAGCACGGCGCCGAGCCGGCGUCUCCGCCGGUUCUCCUCGACGGCCGCACCGGCUUCGCGGAGGUCCGCCUCUACGGCGACGUGGGCCUGCGC